AUGGUACGAUUGACGAUAACACCCGCCGUAGCCGAAGGUCAACAGAAGCUGGCUGAGGUCAGACUCAGACGGCGAAUCGCGGCGACACCAGAGGACACAGAGCAGGAAACCACAGCAGGUACUGUCAGCAAGACUGCGGCGACAGCCAAAGCCGAAGAGCCGACUCUUGGCGAUUAUGUGAUCGGAGACCCCAUCACGCACAGCCAGAUAUUAGAUUUGUGGAAAAGUCUGAAGACGGAAGGCAUCGAGGGAUUCGGUUUGGAGGGACUGUUGCGAGGCGCCAGGGUCUACACACCCCCGCCACCUCCGAAGCCUGAACCAUCCGCCGAGUACAAAGCCCUGAUGGCCCGCCUGCGACGCGAGGAAGAAGAACGAACAUACCAGCGAAUGAUGAAGCAACCGUCCCGAAUGGAGGCCUUUUCCCAGCAGUUUCCCAGCGCCGCUGCCCGAGCACACGCCUUUGCCGAAGUAAACCGCCCUAUGAACGAAGCAGACAAUGGCGAUGACGAAGUGACGCUCGGGGACGUGCAGAAGCAGAUGAUGGUCAUUCUCAACUUUCUCAUAAGCAUCAUUGGUGUCGCGGCCACCAUCUGGAUAGCAGCUCGAUGGUGGAACGUCACUGCUCGAAUAUUCUUGACGCUUGGAGGCGCCAUUCUAGUCUUAAUAGCAGAGGUCGCCGUGUACUCGGGCUAUGUUUGGAGGAUAGGGGAGGCCAAGUCCAAGACGAAAGAACCGGAAGAAAUCAGAGAGGUGAUGCAGUCGUGGGUGCUGGGUAAGGAGAGCAAGGGCGAGCCAGCCGGAGAAUCGACUAUCCUUGAUACGAAAUCGCAAGAUACAGACGAAGGCAUACGACGAAGACUAAAGGGGCUCUCGUAG
This is a messenger RNA of Colletotrichum abscissum, 876 nucleotides long. RefSeq lists its product as uncharacterized. The record is from RefSeq and is a predicted model, not a curated record. The transcript has 2 exons. Gene Ontology annotation, biological process: vacuolar proton-transporting V-type ATPase complex assembly. NCBI's taxonomy places the organism in Eukaryota, Fungi, Ascomycota, Sordariomycetes, Glomerellales, Glomerellaceae. Gene Ontology annotation, cellular component: endomembrane system. The coding region runs from base 1 to 876 and encodes 291 amino acids.